AUGCCUGCAGCUUUCCCACCGCGUUUCGUCAGCGUCGACACUGGCAAACGCUCUCAGGGGUUUCAUAACUUGAUCGGGGUGGUUGUCGACUGCCUACCCAUAAGUCGAUCGGCAGGUAGUUCUUUUGUCACUACCUUUACUAUCAAAGAUACGGAUUUUGGUCCAGGGAAUGAAACAUGGAAAGGGCUGAAGAUCAAAUAUUUCAACGAUGGCGAGCACCGACUACCCGUCGUCAAGGUCAACGAUGUGAUUCUUCUGCGGCGACUCAGAGUGCGGCAAUUUCACGGGUCAUUGACUGGAGUUGUGGGAAAUACAGACAAUGUCUCAUGGGCAGUCUUCCGCCAACCCGAUGGACCCGGUUCAUUGAUGCCAGUAUGCAGUCCUGGAUCAAAGGCGCUCAGUGUGGAAGAACAAACGUACGCAAAUACUCUAGUAGAAAGUGUCAUCCACUACAUGUCGACUACUUCGGCCACUCCUUCAACAAGAAAAAAGGGCCAUGCUGAAUCCUCAUCAACCCCAAGCGAGAGCAGACGACAAGUCAUCGCUAAGCCUAAAGACAAGUUCUCUCUGAUUAAGGACUUGUCUGCGCGCACUUUUGCUGAUCUUGCGGUGCAUGUAGUCAAAAUGUUUUACCAGGAUGAUAGAGUUCAUCUUUACGUCACAGACUACACCGUGAAUAAAUCGCUCUUUGACUAUGGCGACAAAUCAGACGAGGAGAAUGAAGGCGGAACCGACGAUACAUUUGGAUUCUUGACACGACCGACCCGUGAAAAAAGAGCAUGGCAGGGCCCAAGGGGACGGAUGACGCUGCAGGUAACACUGUGGGAUCCUCAUUCGUAUUACGCGCGAGAAAACGUCACUGAAGAUGGCUACAUCCUCUUGCGGAACGUGCAUAUAAAGGCAGAUAAAAUGAACGGCCUUCUGGAAGGUGUCAUGCAUACCGAUAAAAAAUAUCCAGAGAAAGUCGACGUCAGACUCCUUGAAGAUGACCACCAAGAUGAUCCCCGCGUCGUCGAACUCAAGACAAGAAAGCGUGAAUACUGGAGACAAAAUAGAACGAACAAGAGGAAACUCGCCGAGGACUUUGGCGAUGGCGAUGACGGCAAGCCGAAGAAAAAUUCAAAGCAGAGACGAAAGGAGCUACAUCGUCAGAAAAAGCAGCAAGAGCAACGGAAACAGCAGCAGCAAAACAAGUCGUUGCAGAGAGAAGAGGGACAGAGCGAAAUUCCGUCCACGAUGAACAAGUCAAAUCGACCAAAUCCGUAUAUUCAAGCAAAAGACCCGGCAAGAGGCUGUCGGAAGAUAUCAGAAAUACUACCCAACGAAAGCCAUAAUAUAUCACUACCCGACAACAUACAAUAUCGCCUACCUUUCCAAUGCGUCAAAUACCGCAGUACCGUCCGCGUAGUUGAUUACUUCCCGCCCAACAUUGCCGAUUUCUCCGUGCCAUAUAUCCCCGAAUAUUCCUCUGUAUAUUCUAGCGAUAACGAAGAUGAUAUCACACCCGAGACGCCAGGAGUCAGAUGGGAAUGGCGGUUUUGCCUUCUCGUGGAAGAUGCCCAAAUAUUACCUGGCCAGCCUCGAGAACAAAUAAAACUAUUCGUCAGUGGGAGUGAUGCAGAAUUUUUGCUCAAACUCGAUGCUGUGAAUCUUCGCAAGAAUAAAGAAGCCUUCAUUCGACUUCAAGAAAAGCUAUGUAUCCUAUGGGGAGACUUGGAGGAGCGCAAGAGUCAAGGGAUGGAUACGCAGCAAAAGGGCCCUUCUCAACUGCCAUUUACAUGUUGUAUAAAGGAGUGGGGUGUCAGAUGUGCAUGUCGAACAGACGUUGGCAGCUAUCACAACGAUGGUAGCGAUAGAGAAUGCGCUGUUGUCGGUCCCGAGCACAAUCGUGAAUGCCUGGGUUGGGAAAGGAGAUUCGCUCUAUUCGGCACUACGAUUAAUGAAGAGUGA
Molecule: messenger RNA, 1950 nt
Organism: Talaromyces marneffei
Lineage: Eukaryota; Fungi; Ascomycota; Eurotiomycetes; Eurotiales; Trichocomaceae
Exons: 4
Coding region: 1-1950 (649 amino acids)
Biological process (GO): regulation of telomere maintenance via telomerase; telomere capping
Cellular component (GO): chromosome, telomeric region; nuclear telomere cap complex
Molecular function (GO): telomerase inhibitor activity; G-rich strand telomeric DNA binding
Source: RefSeq, a predicted model, not a curated record